AUGAGUGGCUUAUCAAGAAGAAAGAGAAGUGUAGGAGAGGAAAUGCUCGAUUGGAGGAUUGGUGGUGACGGCGGUCUUUGGUAUCAGGGGCGAGUAUGCGUACCUAACAAUGUCGAUUUAAGUAAAGAGGUUAUGGUAGAAGUCCAUCAUUCCAGUUUAGUUAUCCACCCAGGUAGCACUAAGAUGUAUAACGACGUCAAGAGGCAGUACUGGUGGAAUAACAUAAAGAGGGACAUAACAGGCUUUGUGGCGAAACGUAUGAGGAAGCACGACUCGAUUUUGGUCAUUGUUGAUAGGCUGACAAAGGCCGCCCGGUUCCUUCCGAUUCACACGAUCGAUUCAACCGAUAGUUUGGAAGAGAUAAGCACAGAGUUCAAGUUCAGCAUGGCAUUUCAUCCUCAGAUUUUGGAGGAUAUGUUGAGGGCAUGCGUUCUGGACUUCCAAGGUAACUGGGACAAUCAUUUGGCUCUGGUAGAAUUCGCGUACAAUAACAGCUUCCAGUCCAGCAUAGGCAUGGCACUAUAUGAGGCUCUCUAUGGUAGCCCUUGCCGAGCCCCUCAGUGCUGGGUGAAAAUCAGGGAGAGAAAUUGUGUGGGAGCCGUGGCGUAUCGCUUGGCACUACCUACUGCUUUGGCUGACAUUCACAAUGUCUUCCACAUAUCCAUGCUCAAGAAGUACACACCAAAUGACUCGCAUAUCGUCAGCUGGGACCAGGUAGAGCUCGCAGAAGAUGCUUCCUACACAGAGGAUCCUAUCUGCAUCCUGGAUCGCAAGGAGCAAGUCUUGUGGACGAAAACAAUAUCACUGGUCAAGGUUCUCUGGUCUCACCAUGGCGAGGAAAAAGCAACCUGCGAGAGGGAAGCAGAGGUUAUGGAGAAGUACCCUCACAUGUUCAGUGACACACCGUAG
Messenger RNA from Magnolia sinica, 909 nucleotides. RefSeq lists its product as uncharacterized. The transcript has 4 exons. Gene Ontology annotation, molecular function: nucleic acid binding. The coding region runs from base 1 to 909 and encodes 302 amino acids. NCBI's taxonomy places the organism in Eukaryota, Viridiplantae, Streptophyta, Magnoliopsida, Magnoliales, Magnoliaceae. The record is from RefSeq and is a predicted model, not a curated record.